This is a messenger RNA of Fundulus heteroclitus (mummichog), 2444 nucleotides long. Its product is annotated as sterile alpha motif domain-containing protein 3. The coding region runs from base 97 to 1743 and encodes 548 amino acids. The transcript has 5 exons. Lineage: Eukaryota; Metazoa; Chordata; Actinopteri; Cyprinodontiformes; Fundulidae. The record is from RefSeq and is a predicted model, not a curated record.
UCAAUGCAGUUGAUAAGAAAGUAAUUGCUGUUUUAUUCUCUUUAUGCUAUACAUUUUCAGAAAAUAUUUCCACUGCUGAAUGUAAUAUAUGAGGAAAUGGAUUUUACUGAUUCUGAUGUUCCAGAUGGUCAAACAUUUCAUCUGAGAAAACCUGCUGUACUUCGUGUUAUUGUUCAAGACCAUAUUAUUGACAAGCUUGAACUGCCUUAUGGAGUACCGGAGACAGUGGAUGAGUUACAGUCUAUUGUGCAACAGAAAUAUAGAUUGGAAGCAGGGAAGUUUACCUUACAUUACAUGGAUGUUGAUUUUGGAAGAGAAUUCUUCACUCUUGCAUCAACAAAAGAUCUUAAAGAUAAAGACACAAUUAAGGUUGUCCAUAUUAUUGAUCUCUCCUCAAUCCAAUUCGUUGUAACUGACUUGGAUAGAUCCGACACAGUUGCGGCCAGCAGUUCCACUCUGGCUGCCAGUACUGCUUCAUCUGAAUCUGAUGAUACAAUAAUCCUGUCAUCACCUGAGCAUGGAAAUUUGCGCUCAAAGUCUUGGCCCUCCAAAUUUCCAAUACCACGUUUCCGCAAUGACACAGAGCUUGUGUUAGCAACUGGUAAUGAAACUUUCAAUAAAGAUGGAUCUCCACUCAGCUCUACUGCCAUCCUGCCAGACAUCCUUGAGAGAUUAGCUGAAAGCAUCUUUGAGUAUGUUGCUUAUCCUACAAGUGCACAAUUUGCUGCUGUAGCAGAAGCACUGAUCCAAAAACACCCUUGCCUGAAAGAACCAGGGUCCUACAAUGGAUGUUACGGAUGGCAACAAAGACUGAAAUUUAAAAUGGGCAAUUACAGAUCGAAACUUAGUGGUCUUGGGUGCCCUGAGCUUGAGGUUAACUCUCUCCAAAAAAAGCGAGCCAAUGAGAAGACGCCAGCAAAAAACAUGAAGAAAGCUCGGAAGGGUGAGGCAAACUACCUGCCACCUCAUCCACUUGGAGAAACUAAAGAAAACCUUGAGCAACAAAGACUGGAUCUUCUAAGUGAAGUAAAGAAGAAAAAUAAUUCCCACAUCAUCUGUGAGAAAAUGGAAAGGACCUUUUCCACUCGGAGACAAGAAAUUGUCACCUUGGCUCCAUCUGUCAGUGACUUGAAGGAACGAUGGCCUGCUCUAUUUCUUCCUGAGCAGAUCAAGGAAGAAUAUAAAAGAAUUACCACUGCCAAUCUGGAGUCAACUUUUAUAGCAAAUCUGGACCAUUGUAUACCCAGAUUGAUGCCAUUGGUGAUGUCAAGAGGAGGGGCUGCCAAAUAUAAGAUCCAGAAUAUCAUGGAACUUCUGAAGGUGCUUGAUAUGAUCAACACAGUUGAAACUCGCAGAGAGGUUGCCAUUCGCUGCUUAGUGGUCUACCUUGGGGAAAAUGAGGACAGUCUUUUUGAAUAUGUGGAUCCUGAGAGCCAAACUGGAGAUCUUGAUAGUCGGGUGAUGAAGAUCCUCAUCACCAAAGGUACUACAGCAUCUGAUCCAGCAAGCACAACUGUCAUCAUAGAGGGCACAGAAGUCCUGCAAGGGUUAGAUGUGCCAAGGGCCUGUGCUUUGCUGAUGGGCCUCAUCUAUGCCCUCAAUCUAAGCUACCCACAAGAGCUGAAGUACACUUUUGAGGUAUUUCAGAAGAUGUUCCUUAGAUUAGAUAGUCAGAAAUGCAGCCCAAAAGUCACAUCUCUAAGGCAAAAGCUGCAAGGAAACCCCUUUGAGCCUCAUAGCUGAAAAUCAAAAAUGGUAACCUCAUUUGUGCUAUGAUGGACUUGCUGUUCAAGUUGCUUUUCCAAGUUUAUGCAGUGUAAUGUCUUUCAACCCACAUCUGAUUGCUGUUCAUGUUAUUCAAGUCAUGUCUGAGAGCUGGAAUAUUGUUUUCAGCUGAUCCAGAAAGUUAAUUUGCCUUUAUGGUUAUCCAUCCAAAUUAAGGGCAUAGUUCAUCAGUUUUGUAAGAGUGACAGUUGAUUAAAGUCACUGACUCAACUUGUUUAGAGCUGCUAACACUACACUGUAAACACAUAAUAACCCUAAAUACACACAUAACAUACUGUACAUACUGCACACACUGCUUACUGUGACACACUACAUACACACUACAUAUACAGCAAAGAAAUACACACCAACACAUAAAAUAUUGACCAAAAUUGCAACAGAAAGAUCAUUAAAAAAUGGAAAUGAAUGUUAAAAAGCUCCGAAAUGAGAGAAUUAUCAAUGGCAGGUUUUUGAAGGUGCUGUUAUUAAGAUAUUUGCACUUAAUUUGUACAAAAUGUUCAUAAAAUAAACUGUUUUAAUUGUGAAAUAUGGUUCUUGUUUAUUAUUUCCCCCAACUUGAGCAAAAUUAGUUGCAUAUACUAUAAUUAAUAUGUUUACUUUUUGCAUGGACAUUUUUGAGUAAAAAAUGUUUACGUAUACAUUUACAACAACAUAAAAAA